Molecule: messenger RNA, 1078 nt
Organism: Gaeumannomyces tritici R3-111a-1
Lineage: Eukaryota; Fungi; Ascomycota; Sordariomycetes; Magnaporthales; Magnaporthaceae
Product: enoyl Coenzyme A hydratase domain containing 3
Exons: 3
Coding region: 71-955 (294 amino acids)
Cellular component (GO): mitochondrion
Molecular function (GO): hydro-lyase activity
Source: RefSeq, a predicted model, not a curated record
UGGGGAUCCACGCUGGGGAAGUGUCACGAGCGCAAACAAAACAAGGCUCAAAACGAAAAAGAAAUGAAAAAUGCUGCCCGAGCUGCCAGCCAAGGCGGCCUACAUCCUUAUCAACAACCCCGCGCGCCGCAACGCCCUCUGCCUGGCGACUCUGCGUGACCUACGCGACCAGCUCACGCGCGCCCUCACGUCGCCCCUCACCGGCCGCCCGCUGCUCCUCCCGCCCUUUCGCCCCCAGCUCCUGCCCGCCUUCGAGCGCGCCGCCGGGCUCCCGCCCAAGCCCUGGCCGGAAGGGCCCGACAGCACAGCCAAAAAGAGGAAGAAGAGGAAAAAGAAGAUGCAAAAACAAGCCCCAAACACCACAGCCACCACCACUGACGAAGACGACGACCCGACCUGGCUCGUCGACCCGGCCGCCUGGAACCACCACCGCGCCGGCCUCCCGUCCGUCCUCGUCCUGCGCUCCAGCGUCCCGUCCUCGCGCGUCUUCAGCUCGGGCCACGACCUGCGCGAGCUGUCGACCCUCUCGCCCGACGACGUGCGCGCCACGUUCGCGCUCUGCGCCGACGUCAUGUCGCUGCUCCGCCGCAGCCCGGCCCCCGUCGUCUGCGCCGUCGAGGGGCUCGCGACGGCCGCGGGCAUGCAGCUGGCCCUGACGGCGGACCUCGUCGUCGGCAUGGGGGAUGGGGGUGGUGGCGGGUACGAAGGGGCGGCGCGCUGGGCCGGGCGCGUCAUGGCCGUGCACGCGACGUCGGCCGAGGCGCGCGAGGGCGUGGCUGCGUUCCUGGACAAGCGGAGCCCGGCGUGGACAGUCAAGGAAAAAAAGAACUAUGGCGGUAGUCCCGUCCGGGGAACAAUGUUCCCUGGGCCGCGCGCAACUCAAGCGCAAGCGUCGCCCUCCCGGCGCGCCCUGGCCGGGACAGUGCUACACAAAAGGAAAUGCCUGCUUCGAUAGCAGGCCAACUUUUAUGCUCCAGAGCAGUCCCACCCGUGCUCCAGACACGCCGGAACCGUUAUAGCCAACCGAUCGUCCCCUUGUUAUCCAAAUCCGGGUAUCAGGAAAGCGAAGUGCGCCUCC